Molecule: messenger RNA, 789 nt
Organism: Penicillium salamii
Lineage: Eukaryota; Fungi; Ascomycota; Eurotiomycetes; Eurotiales; Aspergillaceae
Source: the annotation of a GenBank genome assembly
AUGGGUCAAACAGCCUCAAAACCCCAACCAGGGUCGUCAAUUCAAGUUAUCGGGGCAGGUUUACCACGCACAGGGACCUCAUCAUUCAGCCUAGCGAUAGAAAUCCUCCUCAACGGUCCAGUGUACCACUGCGGGACGCAAAUAUCGCGCGGCCCACCCACAGAGAUUAAAUCAUGGAUGCCAAUCCUGCAAAGAUGGUUUAAAAAAGAUGCGGACUCUCGCUCAACGAUGCUCUCCCUCCUGCACCGCCGAUUGGCCGGCUACGUCGCCAUCACCGACUCUCCAGGCUGCGAGUUCGUCCCGGAACUCAUGGAACUUUACCCAGACGCCAAGGUCAUUUGCACGACGCGCGAUCCCGUCUCUUGGGAGACGAGCAUGUAUCACGUGCAGACGCUGACGGGCGUUUGGUUUGCCCGGGCUGUUUUGCUGCCUUUGGAAGGCAUGAGGCAUUUCAUUCCGUAUGGGUAUCUGCUUGCUGCGCAGUGGGAGACCAUAUAUGGGAGGGUGAUGGGUAUGCAUGGGCGAGAGACAUAUGCCAGACAUAUCGAGUGGUUGAAGGAAGUUGUACCGGAGGAUAGAUUGGUAUUCUUCGAUGUGAAGGAUGGAUGGGGGCCGCUGUGUGAGGCUCUGGGGAUGGAGCCUCCGGUAGAUGUGCCGUUUCCCCGUGUGAAUGACUCCGAGGCCAUUGAGCGCACUAUCCAGUAUCACCUUCGGAGGGGCCUCACGCGUUGGGCUUUCAUUUUUGCCAUCAUCGGGACUGGGAUUGCGGCUUUCCGCAUGUGGAAGUGA